AUGAACGGCUUUCUGAAGCGCAGGACCCUGUACACAAUCCUGCCAACCCCCCUUCCAGAUGACCGUGCUUCAGCUUUGAACAGCUUCUACUUCACUGAUUCUCCAACUCAGGACCAGCUUGCUGUCAUGGAUGCAUGUUUGCAUAACCUGUAUGACGUUCCCCGUGCAAAGCAGAUCUUCGAGCAGCUUAGAACCACCAAGUCCCACGAACCCUUGCUCGAGUCUCGCAUAUACAAUUCUUUCUUGGAGGCCUAUAUCCACAUGGCAUUUGUCAAGGAGCCCGAAGAUAGAACUUUGUGGGUUGAGGAUGCGUGUCACCUUUACGACCUCAUGGAAAAGGGUACAGAUAGAGUCCACCCGACCGCGUCUACAUAUGCUAUAAUGUUGUUAGCAUGGAGACGGUACGCUUCAUUAGUCUCCUUGCCUUAUUACUCUAACCACUUUUUCUAG
This is a messenger RNA of Suillus fuscotomentosus, 450 nucleotides long. RefSeq lists its product as uncharacterized. NCBI's taxonomy places the organism in Eukaryota, Fungi, Basidiomycota, Agaricomycetes, Boletales, Suillaceae. The coding region runs from base 1 to 450 and encodes 149 amino acids. Gene Ontology annotation, molecular function: protein binding. The transcript has a single exon. The record is from RefSeq and is a predicted model, not a curated record.